Olea europaea var. sylvestris is the source of this 1638-nucleotide messenger RNA. RefSeq lists its product as uncharacterized. NCBI's taxonomy places the organism in Eukaryota, Viridiplantae, Streptophyta, Magnoliopsida, Lamiales, Oleaceae. Bases 496 to 1638 code for a protein of 380 amino acids. The record is from RefSeq and is a predicted model, not a curated record. The transcript is spliced from 4 exons.
GCCCCAUAUUCUGUUCACUUGGCGGCAUGCAAAAUGUACAAUCAAAUAGCAGCUGCUUCGUUCUUAUAAUCUUCUAUUCGCAUACUUUCCUCUUUCCUUCAGAAUCUCUUGCAAAACUUCCAUUAAACUGUAACUUAUUUUCUUUUCUUUUCAGUGGAUUUUUUUCUGCACCGAAUCUGUAAAUACAUGUAUAUUUAAUUUGUUUAUAUGUAUUUUAUGAAAGGAAAGGUUUCAUACAGCUUUUCGCCAUUUCUUCAACCCACUUUCAUCGGUAGCUUUAUCGUAAAUUCCACCCAAAUUUGGUUGACUAUCUGUUGGAAUAACCCUCAAUUUAACAUCACUUUUGGUGAGGACAAUUGCUAGGCCAGCUCUAUAUUCUCCCCGUUUCAAUUCGAUAUACUUGAAGUCGAAUGAAGAUGCUGUAUUUCAUUAACUCUGAUCCAGUGUCCUGAGAUUCAGAGGUUCCAGUAUUGAGAAAGCCCGAUACUUCUAUCGAUGGCUGGUAGGAAGCGAAGCAUUUCAAAUGAUGCAGAUAUGUCUACUCUGUACAAGGAAUGGGAUGAAGUUUCAUGUCCUAUAUGCAUGGACCACCCGCACAAUGCUGUUCUUCUCAUUUGCACUUCUCAUGAGAAGGGCUGUCGGUCAUACAUUUGUGACACUAGUUAUAGGCAUUCAAAUUGCUUGGACCGAUUUAAAAAACUUGCAGGAGAAAAUACAGACAGCUAUACUACACUAGCACCCAGAAAUCUGCAUGAUUUUAUUAAUGCUACUUCAAGUGGUUUGACUGGGGAUGAUGCGAAUCAUGAUAUGAACGCAAGUAACACUGCUGCAACUGUGGGAAUGCCUGGAGGAUCUGGAGGAAGCAGCUCAUUUGAUGCAGAUUCUGACUUUGGAGAACGAGGAAUAUUGUGGGAAAGGUUUUAUCGAGAGACUAACAUGGAGAAGCCAAAACCACGAUCAAAUUUGAGAUGCCCUUUGUGCCGCGGGAGUGUUCUGCGUUGGAAGGUUGUAGAAGAUGCUAGAAUGUAUCUCAACCUGAAGUCCCGAAGUUGUUCUCGUGAAUCAUGCCCGUUCUCUGGUAACUAUGGGGAAUUACGUCGGCAUGCUAGAAGUGUUCAUCCAACUGUCUGCCCAGCUGAUAUUGACCCAUCGAGACAACAAGCCUGGCAAUGCCUUGAAGAGCAGAGAGUGAAUAAUGAUAUUGUUAGUGCCAUUCGCUCAUCCAUGCCAGGGGCAAUUGUUCUUGGUGACUAUGUGAUUGAUAAUGGAGAUAGGCUAUCAGGUGAAAGGGAAAGACUUUUACUUGGUGAGACUGUGUUUGAUAAUGGAAGUAGCCCAUCAGGUGGAAGUGAACGAGUGCUUGGUGACUAUGUAUAUGAUAAUGGAAGUGGGUUACCAGGUGGAACCGAAAGAAGUGGUGCUGAAGCGAGUCGGUGGCUAAGCACCUUCUUUUGGUUUCACAUGAUUGGUUCAAUGGAUCCAGCAUCUGAGCGAAGAGUUGGUAGGUCAAGAGGUUUGGCAAGGCAUCAACGCCCAAGUGGACCCUUUUCUAGACGGCGCUAUCACUGGGGUGAAAGGUUGUUACAAGAUGAUGAUGACGACGACAGUAUUUGGGAUAGAAAUGCCUUAAAACAUUAA